This is a messenger RNA of Apodemus sylvaticus (European woodmouse), 1499 nucleotides long. RefSeq names its product family with sequence similarity 50 member B (gene Fam50b). Bases 96 to 1103 code for a protein of 335 amino acids. Lineage: Eukaryota; Metazoa; Chordata; Mammalia; Rodentia; Muridae. Gene Ontology annotation, biological process: chromatin organization. The record is from RefSeq and is a predicted model, not a curated record. The transcript has a single exon. Gene Ontology annotation, cellular component: nucleus.
UCCUAGCUGCAGAAUCUGUGAAGUGUCACCAGACCCGGAAGGCUAACCAGAAACAGGGACGGGGCAGGCCAAAAGCCUUGCGCUGAGCUGCAGGCAUGGCGCAGUACAAAGGCACCAUGCGGGAGGCUGGCCGAGCCAUGCACCUGAUCAAGAAGCGCGAGAAGCAGAAGGAGCAGAUGGAAGUGCUGAAGCAGCGCAUCGCAGAGGAGACCAUCAUGAAGUCAAAAGUGGACAAGAAGUUCUCGGCCCACUACGACGCCGUGGAGGCCGAGCUGAAGUCCAGCACGGUGGGCCUGGUGACCCUGAAUGACAUGAAGGCCAAGCAGGAGGCCCUGCUGAGGGAGCGGGAGAUGCAGCUGGCCAAGAGGGAGCAGCUGGAGCAGCGCCGGCUACAGCUGGAGAUCCUGCGCGAGAAGGAGCGAAGGCGCGAGCGCAAGCGCAAGAUCUCCAACCUGUCUUUCACGUUGGACGAGGAAGAAGACGGGGACCCAGAGGAUGGCCGCCGGGCCGAGGGGGCUGAGGCCCACAGUGGUGCGGCCAAGAAGAACUUGGGCAAGAACCCCGAUGUGGACACGAGCUUCCUGCCCGACCGCGAGCGCGAGGAGGAGGAGAACCGGCUGCGCGAGGAACUGCGGCAGGAGUGGGAGGCGAAGCGCGAGAAGGUGAAAGGCGAAGAGGUGGAAAUCACCUUCAGCUACUGGGAUGGCUCCGGCCACCGGCGCACCGUGCGCAUGCGCAAGGGCAGCACGGUGCAGCAGUUCCUGAAGCGGGCGCUGCAGGGGCUGCGCAGGGACUUCCGGGAGCUGCGGGCGGCGGGCGUGGAGCAGCUCAUGUACGUCAAGGAGGAUCUCAUCCUGCCGCACUACCACACCUUCUACGACUUCAUUGUAGCCAAAGCCCGGGGCAAGAGCGGGCCGCUCUUCAGCUUCGAUGUGCACGAUGAUGUGCGGUUGCUGAGCGAUGCCACGAUGGAGAAAGACGAGUCACACGCGGGCAAGGUGGUCCUGCGCAGCUGGUACGAGAAGAACAAGCACAUCUUCCCCGCCAGCCGCUGGGAGCCCUACGACCCCGAGAAGAAGUGGGACAGGUACACCAUCCGGUGAUGCUAAGUCCCAGUUUGGUGACCUUACUCUCUUACUACCGAAAAUCAAUAAAUGCAGAGAGAGGGUCCCCGGGAAUCGGAUGUGUUGGUUCUGUUGCUGGCAUUGUUCUUUGGUGGUUUUGUUUUGUUUUGUUUUGGAGACCGGGUUUGUCUGUGUAGCCCUGACCUCACUGUCCUGGAACUCACUCUGAAGACCAGGCUGGCCUCAAACUCAGAAAUCUGCCCGCCUCUGCCUCCCAAGUGCCCGGAUUGAAGGCGUGCGACACCACCACCCGGCUUCUUCGGUGUUUUUAUUGUUUCUGGUUGGGGUUCUUUUGUGCUCCAUGUGAUUAGGGACACAUUUUUCGACUAAGUGGGUUGUGCACAUUAACUUGGUGGGCCAGUAGACUGGGUUUGA